This is a messenger RNA of Pieris macdunnoughi, 396 nucleotides long. NCBI's taxonomy places the organism in Eukaryota, Metazoa, Arthropoda, Insecta, Lepidoptera, Pieridae. The record is from the annotation of a GenBank genome assembly.
AUGAUGCUUAACGGCAUAUCAAGUUUUUCUAAAUUCAUAUGGAGAUCACAGGAAGUUCCUGGUUUUGGGUUUCAACAGCUUAGGAACAAAUGGGCCAACCGUUGGAUGAUUAGAGAUGUAAAGCGGCGAAGAUUAAAUGCUGAACACUUUUUGGAGAGAACACGAAUUAAUGCUAUGCGGCGAAACACUGUAUUGCCUACAGAAAUAAGGGAAAUUGCAGACAAAGAGAUAAACAAAUUUGAACUGAAUGCUACUCCUUCACAUAUAAAUAAUAGAUGUGCAGUCACUUCAAGGCCUAGAGGUGUAGUUAAAGAAUGGAGACUGAGCCGUAUUGUUUGGAGACAUCUUGCCGAUUAUAAUAAACUUUCAGGAGUUCAAAGAGCUAUGUGGGGUUAA